Messenger RNA from Sinocyclocheilus anshuiensis, 585 nucleotides. RefSeq names its product annexin A2-like. Gene Ontology annotation, cellular component: plasma membrane; vesicle membrane; cytoplasm. Gene Ontology annotation, molecular function: phosphatidylserine binding; calcium-dependent phospholipid binding; calcium ion binding. NCBI's taxonomy places the organism in Eukaryota, Metazoa, Chordata, Actinopteri, Cypriniformes, Cyprinidae. The transcript is spliced from 7 exons. The record is from RefSeq and is a predicted model, not a curated record. The annotation marks the transcript as partial.
ACAGAUGAAGAAACUCUUUUAGAGAUUUUGUGCACAAGGAUGCCACAGCAGCUCUCUGACAUCAGGGCUGCAUAUAGUCAAGAGUAUACGCGGGAUUUGGAGAAAGACUUGAUAAGUGAAACCAGUGGAGAUUUUUCAAAGCUCAUUGUGGCAUUGUUGAAGAAAGAGAAUGGGCCAGGAAUUAUUGACCAGGAUAUAGCAUCUUUAUCUGAGGAGCUGAAAAACAAGAAACCUGCAGCUGAUAUUUGGAUCAAAUUACUCACCACAAGAAACCCAGACCAUCUUAGAACUGUGCUGGAAGAACUGGAGUUUGAGAAAGGCCAGACAGUGGAGGACGCUUUAGAGGGACAUUUUAAAGGAGUCCUCUCUGGAGACCUCAAAAAGGGCUUAAAGACACUAGUGCAAUGUAUACAGAACCAGUAUCUAUUCUUGGCACAACGGCUCCAAACUAUGAAAUCACAGGUGGUCCAGGGUGUGAUGGUGGCUCACAGUGAGGAGGAUCUAUUGAGAGUUAGAGUGGCAUACCUUCAGUCAACGGGAACUUCACUGUACAUGGCCUUACAGGUCUCCACACACACACACACA